CUUGAAUGGCUGAUGGUAGUGUGUGUUUAGUGAAGGUCGGGGGAGGAUGUGGUCCAGGUGUUCCACUAAACCUGUCGCCUAUAAGGCUUCUAAAAUAUUCUUGAAAUUUAUUGUGAUACCUGUGGCUAAUUAUACCAGUAAUUAUAGAUUGGCUGAAGUUGGUAAAUUUGAGCCUCCAAAGUUGACUGGAAAAUAUGAGACAGGACAGCUAUUUCUACACAGAGUUUUUGGCUACCGAGGGGUGGUUCUCUUUCCCUGGCUAGCCCGAGUUUAUGACAGAGAUGUUCCUAACAAGAAGGAAUCAAAACCCAUAGAAGAAAGCAUGAACUAUAACCAAGUUGGAAAGGAAGUGAAAGGAAGAGCUCACACUUACUAUCAAGUACUUAUUGACUCGAGAGAUUGUCCUUACAUUAGAGCCCAAACUGAAGCUGUUACAUUCUUGGGUAAUCAAGAUAAUGGCAGAACACUGUAUGCCGUGCCAGGAUUAGACUACAUUGGACAUGAAGAUGUAAUGCCAUAUGUUGCAGUAAGUAAGAGACCUAUCAGACAUGAUUUGUUUGAUAAGUUUCUUAUAUAUGCUGCUGAGAAAGAUCCUCCAUUUUGUGCUCGUGAAACACUGAUGGCAUGGCAGGAGCGUAACCACCCAUGGCUGGAGCUCUCAGAUGUGCACAAGGAAACUACAGAGAAUAUUAGAGUCACUGUUAUACCCUUUUAUAUGGGGUGUAGAGAAUCACAGAAUGCUAAUGUUUAUUGGUGGAGGUAUUGCAUUCGUUUAGAAAACCUAGGAGACUUAACAGUACAGCUGAGAGAGAGACAUUGGCGCAUAUUCAGUUUGUCUGGGACUUUAGAAACAGUACGUGGUCGAGGUGUUGUGGGACAGGAGCCAGUACUCUCCAGUCAGCAACCAGCCUUCCAGUAUUCAUCUCAUGUUUCCCUACAGGCACCUUCUGGACACAUGUGGGGCACCUUCCGAAUGGAGAGAGAAGAUGGUUUUACUUUUGACUGUCGAAUUCCUCCAUUUUCCUUGGAAAGUAAACAGGAUGACACCUCACAACCCAGUGGUAUAAUAUAAGAUGUUAUGAUAUAUAACAGUCAAUCCUAAGAACUAUUAAACUUUCUUAAUACAUUUCUUAGGUGCAAAAGAAAAUUAUAUUGAAAUCUUUAUUUAUUUGUGGGGCAGUGGGCCUCCAGCAGCAACAGCCUGGUUGACAAGGCAAGCACCAGACUAGCUUGGCCCAUGGUCGGGCUCUGAGAGUAGUGAAACUCUUUAAACUCUUCAAACUAUAUUGUGCAGUUGCUUAUACUUAAUUAUGUAAGUUAGGCCUUCCUUGCCAGUGAAUUUGGUAUAUAUACAUAGUAUCGCAACUAAAUUAUCUGUACGAAUCUUGUUGAAUUGGAUGGAUAUUUGUCACUGUAGAGACCAGGAUAUUGUCUUUUGAAUAGAUUUAUUAUGCGGUUAAACUCAAUAAACUUUUAUGAAUAA
Molecule: messenger RNA, 1483 nt
Organism: Cherax quadricarinatus
Lineage: Eukaryota; Metazoa; Arthropoda; Malacostraca; Decapoda; Parastacidae
Source: RefSeq, a predicted model, not a curated record